UUCAUCUGCAAAUGGAAAACGGAAUCAAGUCGGAGACGCGGAUUUAGUGAAUGGAUCCGUCGAUGGCCACUUCUCCCACGGCAUCGUCCACCAGGGCCACUACUUCUUGGCUUUCCGGUAUUGUCCGGGGCCGCUCAAAGAGCGUGCCAAAUAAUUCGACCGCUUCCGCCGCCACCGACUCCGUUAACGACUCGCCUAUCACUAAGAAAAAGCAGUUCCGUGGAGUGAUGUUUAAGUACGGCCCCAAUUCUAUCCAGGUAGCUUUCAAGACUGGUGACUAUAAGCAACAAGUUAUUUUUAUAGGCGGACUAACAGAUGGAUUUUUGGCUACAGAGUAUUUGGAGCCUUUGGCGAUUGCUUUGGAUAAAGAGAAAUGGUCACUAGUUCAAUUUCUUCUUUCAUCUUCUUAUAGUGGAUAUGGGACCUCAAGCUUGAAACAAGAUGCCGUAGAGCUUGAUCAGCUGAUAAGUUACUUAAUAAACAAGGAAGAUUCUGAGGGUGUGAUACUUCUUGGACACAGUACUGGAUGUCAGGACAUCGUGUAUUACUUGCGCACCAAUGCUGCAUGUUCUAGAGCUGUUCGUGCUGCCAUUUUGCAGGCUCCUGUUAGUGACCGGGAAUACAGAGCGACUCUACCUGAUACUGCUUCGAUGAUUGAUUUGGCCUCAAAGAUGAUAAGUGAAGGUCGGGGUUCAGAACUAAUGCCACGGGAAGCAAACCCAGAUGCACCUAUAACUGCAUAUAGAUAUCACUCUCUGAGUGCCUACAAUGGUGAUGACGACUUGUUCAGUUCGGACCUCAGUGAUGAUCAGCUGAAACAAAGACUUGGGCACAUGGUUAGCACACCUUGUCAGGUGAUCUUUUCCAUGGGAGAUGAGUACGUUCCGGAUUAUGUAGACAAGAAAGCAUUAGUUGAUAGGCAAGGAAGUUAAUCUUUCAACCCCCCCUCCCAAUGAUAAUUUGUGGUUCAUAAGAGUCCUGUUGAAACUCGGUAAUAUAGGGUAUGUUUUGUGGGAAAAUGAAACAUUGGUUCAAACUUAUUUUGUUUACAUUUUAUACUUAAACCUCAUUUUAGUUUACAUCAGGCUAACUAAUGUAAAAUAUGUGAAUAGAUUCAUUCUAUUCCAUUUUCAUUUGCAUUUUAUGAGGUAACACACAAGAAAUAAUUCUCAGCAUGCUGGUUUUCCUUCCUGCCAUAAUUCCAGGUUAUGUAGAGCAAUGGGUGGGGCUGAAAAGGCUGAGAUUGAGUACGGAAACCAUUCUUUAUCAAACAGAGUAGGAGAAGCUGUCGAAGCUAUCAUGAAUUUCGUCAAGAGAGAUGGCCCUAGCGGCUGGGACGACCCUUGGACAUAGUACCUGAUGUUACUUCUUGCACCCCUACCCCUACUCGCAUCACUUAUUUUUUCUCUUGUUUUUUUUCAAUUCUUUUACUGCUGUUUCACUUGUGUAUUUUCUUAUACCUUCAAUUGUUUUUGAAAUCAUCUGUAAAUCUUCACAACCUACAAGCUUGUUUUUACAUGUUUCAAGGGUGCUCCGUCCAUUUCCCCAAAAAAUACGGAGUAAUUGUUUGGGGAAUGUGUUCCCUGCUCAAAUUAUUUUCCUUUGAUAUAAG
Messenger RNA from Cuscuta epithymum, 1612 nucleotides. Lineage: Eukaryota; Viridiplantae; Streptophyta; Magnoliopsida; Solanales; Convolvulaceae. The record is from the annotation of a GenBank genome assembly.